Mus caroli (Ryukyu mouse) is the source of this 765-nucleotide messenger RNA. Lineage: Eukaryota; Metazoa; Chordata; Mammalia; Rodentia; Muridae. The record is from RefSeq and is a predicted model, not a curated record.
AUGAAUUUGAUUCUCUUUUAUAUCUCCACUCUAGUUGCCUUCCCUGUGGAUGAUGAUGACAAGAUCGUUGGAGGAUACACCUGCCAAGAGAAUUCUGUCCCCUACCAGGUGUCCCUGAACUCUGGCUACCACUUCUGUGGAGGCUCCCUCAUCAAUGACCAGUGGGUGGUGUCAGCAGCUCACUGCUACAAAAGCCGCAUCCAAGUGAGACUGGGAGAGCACAACAUCAAUGUCCUGGAGGGCAAUGAGCAGUUUAUUGAUGCUGCCAAGGUCAUCAAGCACCCCAACUUCAAUAGGAGGACCCUGAACAACGACAUCAUGCUGAUCAAGCUCUCUUCCCCUGUGACCCUCAAUGCCAGAGUGGCCACUGUCUCUCUCCCCGACUCCCCUUGUCUCUCUCCCUCUCUCUCUCUCUUCUUGCUUGCCAGCUGGUUCAACAUUGGAUACAGAAGUCUUCAUUCUUUUCCAUUCCUCACAGUCAGUGAACCAGACCUGCUCCAGUGCCUGGAUGCCCCACUGCUGCCUCAGGCUGACUGUGAAGCCUCCUAUCCUGGGAAGAUCACUGAUAACAUGGUCUGUGCUGGCUUCCUAGAGGGAGGCAAGGAUUCCUGCCAGGGUGACUCUGGUGGCCCUGUGGUCUGCAAUGGAGAGCUCCAGGGUAUAGUCUCCUGGGGCUAUGGCUGUGCCCUGCCAGACAAUCCUGGUGUGUACACCAAGGUCUGCAACUAUGUGGACUGGAUUCAGGACACAAUUGCUGCCAACUAG